AUGGUCGAUAGGCCUCUCGCUACUGGGCUGCAGUGGCCACACGACCUUCAAAUACCACUUUACACAUAUACCACACACACUUCACAUAUGGUCGCCAGCGCACAUUGCCCUAUAUGCUUUACCAAUACCCCUCUGGACGCUGAAAGGUUCUCUAUCUUUCCCUGUGGCCAUGGAUUCUGUACAGGCUGCAUGGACGGAUUCUUCGCCAACAACCCACGGAGCCCAAAAUGCCCCACCUGCAGAGCCAAUAUCCGGAAACGAGACGGACACCCAGUGUACAUCGAGCUCGUCGACUCGCAUGCUGCCUUCCAGGCGAGCGUAGUGGAGGGCCUGGAGCAGAUGGGUCCGGACACGCCACUCGUGAGCGUGAAGAAGGCUGGAGUGAAGUUGGAACAGGUGUUGCGAGGAGGACGGCCGGAGGAGGGCGUCAUGCGAUCCCUGCUCAAGGCCGUUCAGGACUUCAGAGAGCGAGUCGCACCUGUCUUCGCCCAAGUCGAGACGCAGAAGCAAGAGAUCGAAACCCUGCGUGAAGACCUCCGCAGAGUCCGCCGGGACCGUGAAGGUGUCCAAGCAAAACUGAAGAAGACAGAACCACUGCAAGUUGAAGUCCUCCGACUGCGCACUGCGCUCUCAGAGACAGAACGCAACACUCAAGAAGCCAUUCGUCUCGCCGAACAGGCUAAAGAUGAGUUGGGCACCGCACACGCUUCCUCUAAUCAGUGGAAGAAACGCGUCGUAGAACUUGACCAGGAGAACAAGCGAUACAAAGACAUGCUGGAGAGACAUGCCAACAAUGCCCGCCUUCAGAAGGACAAGAACCGCAAGCUCAGCAAGCAAGUGGCUACUUUGACCGAGAAACUGACAGCGGAGGAAAGGCAGAGCGAGGCAUUGUCAGCCGUCAGUCAUGACUACGACGGCGAUUUUUCAGGCCACGAGCAGACACGAGUGCCCAGCAGCCUCCAUGUCGUCUCCUCAUCUCCUCCGUCUAGGAACCGCCGUUCCUUCCAUGAUGAAAAUAAUGUCGAGCUGGACUUCGAGGGGAUGCCACCUUCGCGAUUUCCAUCCGACUGGCAGAUCGGCGCUCCUGGCGUGCUGAAGAAGCGGAACAUUAACGGACCCGUCGGUGGGGGACAUCGGCGAGUCGCAAACCCAUUUCCUAUCAGUCUGGACCACAAAGGACAUCCCACACGCGCCGUUCAGCUGGGUCCGAAGUCGAUUAUCCACGUCGGACGCUGA
Messenger RNA from Cyclocybe aegerita, 1236 nucleotides. Lineage: Eukaryota; Fungi; Basidiomycota; Agaricomycetes; Agaricales; Hemipholiotaceae. The record is from the annotation of a GenBank genome assembly.